This is a messenger RNA of Lynx canadensis (Canada lynx), 983 nucleotides long. RefSeq names its product olfactory receptor 2G3-like. Bases 1 to 945 code for a protein of 314 amino acids. Gene Ontology annotation, biological process: G protein-coupled receptor signaling pathway. The record is from RefSeq and is a predicted model, not a curated record. Lineage: Eukaryota; Metazoa; Chordata; Mammalia; Carnivora; Felidae. Gene Ontology annotation, molecular function: olfactory receptor activity; G protein-coupled receptor activity. Gene Ontology annotation, cellular component: membrane. The transcript has a single exon.
AUGAGAGGGACAAAUUCUAGCAACCCGGCAGGGUUUAUCUUGCUGGGCUUCUCUGAGAAGCCCGGGCUGGAGAAGGUCCUCCUUGUGGCCAUCUCCAUCAUAUAUGUACUGACGCUGGUGGGGAACACAGCCAUCAUCCUGGUCUCCUUCUUGAACCCCAAGCUGCACACGCCCAUGUACUUCUUCCUGUCGAAUCUGUCCUUCCUGGACCUCUGCUUUACAACGAGCAUUGUCCCACAGAUGCUGGUGAAUCUCAGGGGCCCCGAGAAGACCAUCAGCUACACGGGCUGUGUGCUCCAGCUCUAUGUGGCGCUGGGGCUGGGCUCCACUGAGUGCAUCCUCCUGACGGUGAUGGCUUACGACCGCUUCAAUGCCAUCUGCCGCCCCCUGCGCUACGGCGUCAUCAUGCACCCCAGGCUUCUCCGGCAGCUUGCAGCUGUGGCCUGGAGCAGUGGUUUUGUGGAGUCCACGCUUCAGACCAUCCUCGUCUUCCAGCUGCCUCUCUGCAACCACCACAGGGUGGAUGAUUUCAUGUGUGAGGAGCCCGCCCUGAUUAAAAUCGCCUGUGUGAACACCACCUUCCUGGAGAACGAGCUCUGCAUAGCCAUCGUCCUCUAUGUGGUCAUACCGCUGGGGCUGAUUCUGGUCUCCUACGGCUGCAUCGCCAGGAGCGUGCUGAGAAUCAGGUCCACGGAAGGCAGGAGGAAAGCGUUUGGGACCUGCGGGUCCCACCUGCUGGUUGUGGUUUUGUUCUUCGGGACUAUAAUUUCUGUCUACAUCCAACCCAAGAGCGAGUACACGCAGAACCACAGUAAAUUCCUCACCCUCUUCUAUACUGUAGUGACGCCCUCGCUUAAUCCUCUCAUCUACACGCUGAGAAACAAGGAGGGUAAGUGGGCUCUGAGGAGACUGCUGUGGAGGGACCCACAUCAGGGGGAACCGUGACACGUACUCAGCCAUUCCCCAGGUGCCGAGGACUUACA